Molecule: messenger RNA, 1716 nt
Organism: Sporisorium graminicola
Lineage: Eukaryota; Fungi; Basidiomycota; Ustilaginomycetes; Ustilaginales; Ustilaginaceae
Exons: 1
Coding region: 1-1716 (571 amino acids)
Biological process (GO): nucleoside transmembrane transport
Cellular component (GO): plasma membrane; fungal-type vacuole membrane
Molecular function (GO): nicotinamide riboside transmembrane transporter activity; nucleobase transmembrane transporter activity
Source: RefSeq, a predicted model, not a curated record
AUGCGACCGCUUCGAGGGGAGGAGCAGGGUCUCCUCGCCCGACCCCACGAUGACCUCUCUUCGCCGCUCUUGUCUCCCACACAGGAAGAUGGCCCCGCAGAGCCGCUCAUCAAGACAGGCGUCGAAGGUGCACCUGCUUGGAACCAGAUGUCGUCGAAACAACGCACUCUCGUCUACGUCACAUUUGGUUUGCUCGGUAUGGGCGUCCUUCUGCCCUUCAACUCGCUCAUCACGCCUGCAGAGUACUUCCGCUCGUCUUUUGCACAUACGCCGUACGCCAACACGUUCAGCAGCUGGAUCAACGUCUCGUACAACAUCAUUAGCAUCCUCGUCGGUGUCCAUGCUACGGCGACAGGUGGCUUUGAAAGGUCAAACCCCCGUCGAAGGAUCACCCUCUCGUCGAUUGCCGUCAUCCUUUCCGUGUUCUGCUUCGCCCUUUCUACCCGCGUCGGAAAUAUUGCCUCCCGCACCGGCCACCACGACGAUGGUCUCGCAUCAGCAGCGCACAGCAACACCUACUUUUACUUCACUCUGCUGCUUGGCGGAUUGCUCGCAAGCGCUGUCGCAUACUUUCAGAACAGUGUUGUCUCGCUCAGUACUGCAUUUGGCGGCGGCGGAUCCUUCAUGGGCUCGAUGCUGGCCGGACAAGGCGUAGUGGGAGUCGGCAUCAGCAUCUUUGGUUUCGCUUCGGCUUGGUUGCAGCAGGCGGUGCACGAUGAUGGCGCCUCUGCGGUCGAUGAAACGGCGCAAGCGACGUCGCGCAGCAUUGCUCGAGCUGCCACGCUGUUUUUUGGCAUGAACACCAUGCUCAUGAUGGUGGUAUUGGCUGCGUUCCUGUGGCUAGCCAAUACGCCGCUGUACACGCAGGUCAUGACCAAGCAGAUUGCAACCAUCGACAAGAUCCAAGAUGAGCGUGACGUGCGCGCCUCGCACGACGACGACGAUCUCGAAGACGGCGUCGACAACAGUGAACAUCCGAUGGUACAGAGCUGGCACUCGAUCCGCUCCAUCUCCCAUCCUGCCUACACCUCCUGGCUCCAAAAGAUGCCUGGCUUCUACAGCCUGUCACCCCCGAUGCGCGAGUCGCUGUUGCGUAUCUCGCUCGUCCAGUCCAAAGUCAAGUGGGACUGCGCUACCGUGGCGUUCGUCUUUGUGAUCACGCUGAGCAUCUUCCCGGCGCUCACAUCUUCGGUGCAGAGCGUCUACACCGGCUUGUCGCAAUCGGCGAGCAGCUCAAUUGAUCUGACUUCGCCGCAGCUGUUCGUACCCUUCCACUUCUUCCUUUUCAAUGCGUCGGAUCUACUGGGCAGGACGUUGCCGAGUGUGGUGCCGUCGUCGUUGAUACGCAAAGCACGAUCGCUAGUCUCGCUCUCGCUGCUUCGCUCGCUGUUUGUGCCGCUGUUUAUGGCGUGCAAUGCCGUGUCGACCAGUCAGAGGACGGGCCCGAUCAGCCGUGUCAAUGCCGGUGCGCAAAAUGGAUGGCUUGCCGGGCUGAUGCAGUCGAGCGAUGCACCCUUCUUCGCGUUGAUGCUGCUGUUUGGGUUUUCGAAUGGUCUGGUCAGCACUUGUACUAUGAUCUCGGGCCCAUCGAGGAGCAAGCUUGUCAACUCGAAAGGCGCGAGCGAGGGGCCACUGGCAGCCACAUUACUGUCCUUCUGGCUCUGUGUGGGACUGGCCAUCGGGAGCGCGUUGAGCUUCUUCACUGUCAAGGCGUAG